AUGGCAAACUCUAAACUCAUACUUUUACUGUGUCUCUUUGCUUGGUCUUUCUCUCGUGCAUUAGCCUUUGAGCCCAGUCCUAUACAGGAUUUUUGUGUCGCUGACAAAACUUCAUCAGGUAUCGUGAAUGGCAUGGUGUGCAAAGACCCAAAACUCGCUGAGGCAAAUGAUUUCUUCUUCCCUGGCCUCCAUAUUCCAGGAAACACGUCAAACACUCAAGGAUCAAAGGUUACCCCAGUAAAUGUAGUUCAGAUUCCUGGACUGAACACUCUUGGAAUUUCCUUGGUACGCAUCGACUAUGCACCAUGGGGUAUGAACCCUCCACAUACGCACCCAAGAGCUACUGAGAUAUUGACAGUCUUGGAAGGCACUCUUGAAGUUGGUUUCGUCACCUCAAAUCCAGACAACAUUCUAAUCAGAAAGAUCCUUACGAAGGGAUAUGUGUUUGUAUUCCCUAUAGGACUCAUUCACUACCAACGUAAUAUUGGACAUGUUAAUGCAGUUGCAAUUGCAGCCUUGAGCAGCCAAAACCCUGGUGCUAUUACUAUCGCUAAUUCUGUUUUCGGAUCCAAACCUGAUAUC
Papaver somniferum (opium poppy) is the source of this 582-nucleotide messenger RNA. RefSeq names its product putative germin-like protein 2-1. Lineage: Eukaryota; Viridiplantae; Streptophyta; Magnoliopsida; Ranunculales; Papaveraceae. Gene Ontology annotation, cellular component: cell wall. The transcript is spliced from 2 exons. The annotation marks the transcript as partial. Gene Ontology annotation, molecular function: manganese ion binding. The record is from RefSeq and is a predicted model, not a curated record.